AUGAUAGGCUGGGGGGACGUGUACAGGGUGGCGGCCGCCAUUGCGCCGCUCUACUUCGCCCUCGGCCUCGGCUACGGCUCCGUGCGGUGGUGGAAGCUCUUCACGGCGGACCACUGCGACGCCGUCAACCGCCUCUUCGUCUACUUCGCGUUCCCGCUUCUCGGCUUCGACUUCACCGCCCGCGCCGGCUCCUUCGUCGCCGGCUACCGCGUGCUGGCGGCCGACGCCGUCGCCAAGCUCAUCGUCGUGCUCGCGCUCGUCGGGUGCGCCGCCGCCCGGCGCGCCAAGGCCGCGACGUGCCGCGGCGGCAGCGCGCCCUCGUCCUACUCCUGGUGCAUCACCGGCUUCUCGCUGGCGGCGCUCAACAACGCGCUCCUCGUGGGCGUGCCGCUGCUGGACGCCAUGUACGGCAAGUGGGCGGGCGACAUCAUCGUGCAGCUCUCGGUCCUGCAGGUCGUCGUGUGGUUCCCGCUGAUGCUCAUCGUCUUCGAGGCUAGGCAGGCCUGGCUGGAGGUGACCUCGGAGCCGGCUGAUGCUGAUCAAGGCGCGCGCGAAGAAGGCGAUCUGUCGGCGCCGGCCGAAGGCGCGCGCGAAGACGGCAGCCAGGCGGCGUUGGGGAGCGACUUCGAAUGGCCGGCACGAGGUGAAAACGGCCGUAAGACGGCGGCGACAGGGUGCGCGUUCUGGGCGCCGCUGCUGCGAGCGGUCGGGGUGAAGCUCGCCCGCAACCCCAAUGUGUACGCCAGCCUCCUAGGGGUCGCGUGGUCUUCCGUGGCAAACAGGUGGCACCUGAAGAUGCCAAGCAUCAUAGAUGGCUCGAUCGCGAUCAUGUCAAAGACCGGCAUUGGAAUGGGAAUGUUCAGCAUGGGCAUGUUCAUAGGACUACAAGACAAGUUUAUCAUGUGUGGACUAGGCUGGACCAUGUUGAGCUUGGUGUUGAGGUUCAUUGCGGCUCCAGCCGCCACCUUAGCUGGAGCCCUAAUUCUAGGACUCCGAGGUGACCUUCUACGUGUUACUAUCUUACAGGCUGCAUUGCCACAGUCUAUAGGAUCAUUUGUCUUCUCGCGAGAAUACGACCUGCAUUCUGGCGUACUUAGUACCGCGAUCAUAAUCAGCACAUUGGCAUCACUGCCAGUGUUAACCGCAUAUUAUCUUGUUUUAGGGCUCGUAAUAUAAAUUAUUUUUUUCGUCUCUACUAAUUUUUCAGUGCUUUUUCACUGUAAUCGAAAAUGAAAAUUUCUAUGUAAGUAUAGUUCAUGUUAGUGGAAAUUACUCCAUGUUGCAGCAGAGUUUGUUAAAAGAAAGUUCUCCAAAAUGAAGCAAGUUCGGUAAAAAAUGAAAAGCAAAAGGUAUAAGCUUCUCGAUCGCAGGGGAGAGGUCAUAUUCGACGCCUUGUGCGCAAUGGCAUGCCAGCACUCGCACCAAAGUGAAAGUAGUUCACGACCAAUUGUUCUGUUUCGCUCGCUCGCCAGUUUGACGGUUCAUUCGUUCGCUCGUUUGCUCGUCAGAUUCCUCUCCACAAAAAGGAAAAGAAAAAGACUAAAAGCAGCAAAGCAAAUCCCAGCCUUACCCCUUCACUCGUUGCUAGGGACACCCAACGCUUGCGUUUCUCGUUGUUAGGGCAUUUCCCACCUUAGUGUUUUGGUGAUAAUGAUAAUUCACUUUGCGGGCUAAGCAUUGAUGUUGGCUUAAACUACGUCGGUAUUUCUCCAAAGAGGAAGGGAUGAUGCAGCACAACAACGGUAGGAAAU
Molecule: messenger RNA, 1751 nt
Organism: Aegilops tauschii subsp. strangulata
Lineage: Eukaryota; Viridiplantae; Streptophyta; Magnoliopsida; Poales; Poaceae
Source: RefSeq, a predicted model, not a curated record